Molecule: messenger RNA, 3669 nt
Organism: Lucilia cuprina (Australian sheep blowfly)
Lineage: Eukaryota; Metazoa; Arthropoda; Insecta; Diptera; Calliphoridae
Exons: 9
Coding region: 1-3603 (1200 amino acids)
Source: RefSeq, a predicted model, not a curated record
AUGUAUAAAUCGGAAAAAAUUGAUGUAGAUAUUUUACAAAUGAUGAAACUUUCUCACAUAAGAUUAUUACUCUACAAUUUUCCGCUGGGCAUACAAAUACGUUUCGAAUAUAACUUAGAACAAUGGCGCAAAGAUAUCGGACGACCUUUUCAACUAGCGGUGCCAUUAAGUGAUAAUCAAUUUGCUACGAUGACAACAGAACGUAACUUUAAAGAUGAAAUAUUUCAAAAUAAUCUAGAAAAAAACGAAAUACAAACUGAUGUAAAAAAUUACAAUUCAAAUACUAUAACACAAACAAAUCAAGAAAAUAACAUUAAAGGUGCAGAAGAUGCUGGCGACAGUGUUUCGGAAGAUGAUCCAUUGAAAGAGAUAAAUUUAACAGCGGAACAAUUAAAAAAAGAUAAAUCGACUACAUUUAAGACUCCACAAACAACAACAACAAAUGUAGAUCUACGUACCAUUUUAUUACAUUCUGAAAGUGGUCUUGGUCUUAUUAAGAACUAUCGUUUUCGCAGACGUUUCUCAAAUACAGAACGUAGACUUUUAAUUUCCAUCAUUGUUAAAUAUCAUUUGGAUUAUAAUCUUGAAUUUAAUAAACAGAUAAGUUAUGCUUUAGAACGAGAUAUUACGAAAAUGUUUCGUACUGAAAUGUUAAGUUUCUAUAGAACUUCUACAAGUGAUAAAAUCUAUAAGAGCUAUAUAAAAGCUAAGACCGCCCGUGGACAGGAAGGCGCUAAUUAUGUAAAUCAAUCGAAUACUCAUAGUAUGAAUAAUGUAUCAAGAGUUCAUGAAACAAAUAAUGAAGUGGAAGAGUAUCCAUUUGAGAACCAGUUAAUGAAUGAAGAUUACACUACGAAUUCUUCCAUAAAGUCUAAUGUUUCGCAUUUCGAAAAGGAAUAUAAUGAAAGUAUUGCCAGCGAUAACAAUACAUCUGUAAUGGAUUUUAUUAAAGUUGAACCAGAAGUUAUAAGUGAUACAUCUUCUGUCGAUUCAAUGGCGCUGGCAUAUCAAACCUAUAAGCAUAAGCUAAAGCAAACUGUAGAAUGCGAACGACCCUUUAAAAGCUUUAGAAUACCCUGGCACAAGUUACCAUCAGAAAUUAUAAAUUUAUUAGAGAAUAAACAACCGUUGGGAAAAGGUUUAAAUGUUAUAGCAAAUUUAAUUGUUGAUGAAUUGCGUUGCAUUUCAACUCAUAUACCGUUGCGUAUUUUCCGCCUAAUAGCCCAACAGGCAAUCAACAAAUAUCCACAUGCCUUUUUGGACAAAGAUAGCAUAGGAAGACUUAAUCCACUAUCAACGACAACGGUGCCGUUGUUGUCGAGAAUGCGUAAUAGAAAUAAUAAUUUAAAUCGUGAGAAAAAUCUUGCGAAAAUUUUUCUAGAGGAAGAAAUAGAUAUAAGCACUCUAACCAUAAUGAAGUUGUCACACAUCAAAUCCCUACUUAGCGGCUUUACGCUCGGUAUACAAAUACGUUUUGAACACAAUUUAGAACAAUGGCGACAACGUAUUGGAAGACCGCUUAAAAGUCCAGCAAAUAAUGAAAUAAUUCGCUAUAAUGAAUUUAACGUUUCAAGACCAACACAAGAACAUUUAAAAGCUGACAUUAACUUAAAAGAAAUUCUUAUGAAAUGUCAACCCGAAGGACCAGAACUUUUAGAUAUAUAUCGUGAUAAACAGACAUUUUCCAAUCCCGAACGUAACUUUUUAAUUGAACUCAUUAUCAAUUAUUAUUUAAGAAAUGAUUUAGCUUUUGAUUUAUAUAUCAGUUAUGAUUUGGAAAAUGCUAUAUGUUCACUGUUUCCAAAUGAAACUUUGGAUCAGUAUAGAAAAUCGAAAGAAGGUAAAAUUUAUGUUAAAUAUUUAGCAGCAAAAGCUAAAUAUCAAAACAAAGAAUGUAAUAUGGACAAUGAUGUGACCUUUAAAAGAGAUGAAGAAUUGACCACGGAAAGUGUUAAGCGCUUAAAGAAAACUCAUGAAGCCAGUCAAAAUAAUAUGGCUUCAGAUUCUACUAAUGACAAUAAAAAUAUAAAUUCUACUCUUUCUACUGGAAUACCAACAGAAAUCCUAUUACAGACGGUUUAUAAUGAUUGUAAAAAAUUUGUUAAAAUCUUGCAGCCUUUCGUAUAUAAAGAUUUUUUCUCAGCAGUUUGUUCCACUUUUAAUAUAGUGAAACGGAGAAAUUUUUAUGCAGCCAUUAAUGAGUGUGAAAUUUCUGAAAAUGAUUUCAAAAAUAUCAUUUUACAAUAUUAUAAAUUACCCACUUUUUGCAUCGAAUUAAAGGAGAGAGUUAAUCAUGCUCUAGAUGCCAAACUAGAACACGUUGAAAACACAUGUUCUCAAGCUGAUUUCUAUACACAAUCGAGUCCGUAUCCCGCAGCAAAGACCUUCAAUGCAAAUGAGAACCACAAUACUACGGUACAGAUAAUCGUUAAUCAUCUACCAGAUGCCAAUGAUAUACGUAAUAUACCUUCACUAUUGCCCAUAGUCAAAAUGUCCGAUGACGGUAGACCAUUGGAAAAUAAACAUCGUACUACAAUUGCUAAGGCCAUUAUAGAUGAAUGUCUAAAUUUUCAACCUGAAAGAGUACUCAAACGUCAAGAUUUCUUUACUCUAACCGAUAAUUUGAUACAGGCGUUUCCCAAUGAAAUAGCUUCUGCCUAUUUUAUACCCUCUCAACCCAAUCAUGCGGCUCGUGGUAAACUCUGGAAUGCCUACAACAAUAAACGUAGUUUUCUAGGUAGCUCGGGUAUAGUGCAACGACGCCAGCAUAAUAAUGCCAAGAGAAAACAUCAAUCGGAUGAAGAUGAAGGUGGCAGUGAAAGAACUAAUGACAAAGUUUACCACACAGACAAUGCAGUGGAAUGUAAAGAUUUUGCCAUAAAUUCAAUACUCGACUGGGAUACUUUACAACAGAAAUGGUCGGAUAGUCAUCAAGAGAGAAGAAAAGAGCUGUUACGUGAUAAAAUGCCACCACAAUACUAUAUGCAAAAAUAUUCGAUAUUGAAAUCAAAUCGUGGUAUUGAUUUAAUGGAAAUUGAUGUUAAUAUUUUACAUCCCACUGUGGUCAAUAUUAAUAAUUGGUUAGCGCUGCAUGAGAAAGUUAUCGAAAUGGGUCGUAAAUUGCAAAAGAUAGAGCAGUUGCCUAGACUUUUGGAAAAUAUCAAUAGUUCAAAUGAUGAAAAAUAUCGCGCCAGUUUAGCUUUAUUAAUACUACCCUAUAUAUUUCCCUAUAAUGCUAGACGCAAUGAAUUCAAUGAAAAAGCCUCCAAAGUUGAGAUACAAAAUAGAUUUAUUAAAGAAUUUGCUUCUCUGGAUGAUUUAAGAGCCGACACCGACUGCGCCGAUUUACAAAUACGUUUUGUCCACUUUAGUCAACAAAUAAACUAUGCGGAGUUCAAAAUAUGUGGUCAUAUCUUUAAGUGUGUAGAUUUGUUGGAAGCCUUAAGUUCACUUUUUCAUUAUACGGUGGCUUUGAAUAUAGAAUAUCCUAAAAUUUGUCUACACAUUUGGCAAUUUAUACAGUUGGCCAUAUUUCAGAUUGAAAUACAGGGCUAUAAACAGCCAAAUGUGGAGAGUAUUAUUAAUGAUUUGUAUAUGAUUUAAGUUAAGAAAAGAACAUUUUUAAUAAAUCAGUGUUAAUAUUAAAUGUAUUAUAUUAAUUAUUAAAAA